This is a messenger RNA of Fibroporia radiculosa, 567 nucleotides long. RefSeq lists its product as uncharacterized. The record is from RefSeq and is a predicted model, not a curated record. Gene Ontology annotation, molecular function: zinc ion binding; carbonate dehydratase activity. The transcript has 3 exons. The coding region runs from base 1 to 567 and encodes 188 amino acids. Lineage: Eukaryota; Fungi; Basidiomycota; Agaricomycetes; Polyporales; Fibroporiaceae. Gene Ontology annotation, biological process: cellular response to oxidative stress; cellular response to carbon dioxide.
AUGUCCUCCGACACCGACCCUGUUCUCAAUGAUCUCCUAAAGAAAAAUGAGAAAUGGGCAACAGAUAAUAAACACCUUUUCCCUCAAGAUUCACAGUCUCCAAAGGUCCUUUGGAUCGGCUGCGUUGACUCUCGUGUUCCGGAGUCAGUCGUGACGCUUUCGCAGCCAGGAGAUAUCCUAGUACACCGAAACAUUGCCAACCUUUUCCAAUUAAACGAUGACAGUGCUGUCUCUGCGCUCCAUUUUGCGGUCCAAAAUUUGAAGAUAACUCGUAUCGUUAUCGUUGGGCACACCGAUUGUGGGGGCGUUCACGCAGCGUGUCGUGCUGCGCACGAUGGUACUGUCAUCCAACCUCCGUGUCUCGCCCGUUGGCUCGACCCGGUAGUCCAGCUUGCGCAGCGAACUCCCAGGAACUUUGCGAGACUGAUUGAGGAGAACGUACGAGAGCAAGUCAAAAACGUCAUCAAAGAGAUCAAAAACAUGUCGCUGGAUAUGAACUUGGAAGUGCGAGGCUGGAUCUAUUCGGUUGAGGAUGGGAAUUUGCGUGUGCUGGAUGGUGGGGCGUAA